Ichthyophthirius multifiliis is the source of this 243-nucleotide messenger RNA. RefSeq lists its product as hypothetical. The record is from RefSeq and is a predicted model, not a curated record. Lineage: Eukaryota; Ciliophora; Oligohymenophorea; Hymenostomatida. The transcript is spliced from 3 exons.
AUGCUAAGAUACAUCUUUUUGUAUUAAAAAAAAUAAGAUGAAUAAUUACAAAUUUCUAGAACUGAUAAUCUAGAAUUUUAAAAAUUAGCAGAAGAAAAGAAAAAGUACAGAUACUAUAAAGGUAAAGGAAUAAAUUCGAAAGAAAAUAAUUAUUAAGGAAAAGUAACACCUUAGUUAUUAGAUUGUUUAAUUAAUUUGGCUAUAAAUCAUAGAAAUAAAAUCCUCAUAAAACAAUAUGAUUGA